UGUAAUCAAGCGAACCUCUUUAAUUCCCUUACUGACGUCGAUGUGUUCCUUCAAACGGGGAUUUCCUUGACUUCUCCGUUCCUAGUAUAUCCGGUGUUCGAGCACUAUCAUCCUCGUCGCCUGACUCCUCUCCUCGUCAGUCGUCAACCCCCUCCCCCCUCCCCCUGCUCGCAAAGGCUGGUGCAGGCCUGCGGGUGAACGAGUCUCGGUUCGAGUCGACCUCAGGACACCGACACGAACGCGUAUAUUCCUCGUCAGUUUCGCUCCGCAGGGCUCCAACUCCGCUCCGCUCCACACCGCCCCGGCACUCCUGCGCGACGCGACAGUCUACUCUCUGCGCCCGCUUCGCUGCACACGCUCUCUCCGCGCGCGAUCCUCGCACUCGUGCACCACGCUUCGCUCGAGAUUCCACGUCUACGCGACCGACGCACGGCACUCCUCCGCCCGAAGGGAUCAGCUGUUCGCUUCGGACCGCACCUUUCCACCCUCUCGACGUCGCCAAGGGUACGCGAAGAAUCCAGACCGAGCGCAAAAUGAGGGAGAUCGUUCAUCUUCAGGCUGGACAAUGCGGAAAUCAGAUUGGCGCGAAGUUCUGGGAAGUGAUCUCCGAGGAGCACGGGAUCGAUCAGUCCGGGAUCUAUCACGGGGACAGCGACCUGCAGCUGGAACGAAUCUCCGUGUACUACAACGAGGCUUCCGUCGCGACGUCCACCAAUGGAGGAGGAAGUUUUAGUGGAGGCAAAUAUGUACCGAGAGCUAUUCUGCUGGAUCUCGAGCCAGGCACCAUGGACGCCGUUCGUUCAGGCGCCUAUGGGAAGCUCUUCAGGCCCGACAAUUUCGUGUUCGGGCAGUCAGGGGCUGGCAACAACUGGGCCAAAGGUCACUACACCGAGGGAGCCGAAUUAGUCGACUCUGUGCUCGAUGUGGUCAGAAAGGAAUGCGAGAACUGCGACUGUCUGCAAGGCUUCCAGCUCACCCACUCCUUGGGAGGAGGCACUGGAUCUGGAAUGGGCACUCUGCUCAUCUCCAAGAUCCGCGAGGAGUAUCCCGACAGGAUCAUGAACACUUACUCGGUGAUGCCGUCGCCUAAAGUGUCCGACACCGUGGUGGAGCCUUAUAACGCCACUCUGUCGGUUCACCAGCUGGUGGAGAACACCGACGAGACCUACUGCAUCGACAACGAAGCCCUUUACGACAUCUGCUUCCGCACCCUGAAGGUCUCGAAUCCCAGCUACGGGGACCUGAACCACCUGGUCUCGCUGACCAUGUCCGGCGUAACGACUUGUCUCAGGUUUCCAGGCCAACUGAACGCGGAUCUGAGGAAGCUGGCGGUGAAUAUGGUGCCAUUCCCGCGUCUACACUUCUUCAUGCCCGGUUUCGCCCCGUUGACGUCCAGGUCCAUGCAGCAGUACUCUGCGCUCUCUGUGCCAGAGCUCACGCAACAGAUGUUCGACGCGAAGAACAUGAUGGCUGCCUGCGAUCCGAGACACGGCAGGUAUCUGACGGUGGCUGCCGUCUUCCGUGGAAGGAUGUCGAUGAAGGAGGUGGACGAGCAAAUGUUAAGCGUCCAGAACAAGAACAGCUCGUACUUCGUCGAGUGGAUACCUAACAACGUAAAGACUGCCGUCUGUGACAUCCCCCCAAAGGGCCUCAAGAUGUCCUCCACCUUUAUUGGAAACACCACUGCCAUUCAAGAGUUGUUCAAGAGGAUCUCCGAGCAGUUCACCGCCAUGUUCAGAAGGAAGGCGUUCUUACAUUGGUACACGGGCGAGGGGAUGGACGAGAUGGAGUUCACAGAGGCGGAAUCCAACAUGAACGACUUGGUCUCGGAAUACCAACAGUACCAAGAAGCCACAGCUGAAGAGGACUUCGAGGCUGAGGAAUGCGCCGACGACUUCGAGACCUGCGAGCAGGAGUAGAUCUGCAGACAAGAAUUGGGAGUUUCUGGCUUCGAUCACUCUCGUUCCUCUGAUUUCGUUUCUAGCUGAGAUGAGCAAAGUUCUGUUCUUCUCGGCAAUCACUGUUCUAUUCUAUUCCAUGUCGUUCGCUCGAUUCAAAAUUUCAUUUCAUUUUAGAAGCGAAAUUGCAGUAAUUCGAAAUUUCUAUCGAGAAUUUUGCUCAUCUCUGGUCUCUGUCUCUGCUCUUUUCAGCUUCGUCGAGGCGAGUCUGCGACGCGUUCGAGGAGCUCUUUUUAUACUUUUAUAUAUACACGAUACUCCUUUUUUUUUUUUUAUAUAUGUAUAAAUACUCGCAAAGAUGCAGCGUCCAGUACAAGCGUCUCAACGUUGUGCUUUCUGGAGAUUCUUAAACGCUACGUUUGGAUCCUUGAACAGCGUCGAGGACGACUGCGCGAGAUCGCUCGACGGGAUACUCUAGAAGGGAUACUCUAGAAGGGAUACUCUAGAAGAAUGGAACGAGUGUCCAAGGGCUCGUAGGAGACAAUCGGCAACGACCAAACACCAAAGCACCUCAACCAAAAAUCUGCCUUCUUCGUUACAUCCACAGAACUUAUAUAGUAUGCGUAUAACCGUGGCACGCGUUUUAAUGUAGCGCAAGUUUGUUCCUUACGAA
Molecule: messenger RNA, 2571 nt
Organism: Hylaeus anthracinus
Lineage: Eukaryota; Metazoa; Arthropoda; Insecta; Hymenoptera; Colletidae
Product: tubulin beta chain-like
Exons: 3
Coding region: 534-1919 (461 amino acids)
Biological process (GO): mitotic cell cycle; microtubule cytoskeleton organization
Cellular component (GO): cytoplasm; microtubule
Molecular function (GO): GTP binding; structural constituent of cytoskeleton; GTPase activity
Source: RefSeq, a predicted model, not a curated record